CGCACUGAGUCUCUUCCUCUCUGGGCUCAGACCUAGUUUGCGGCGACAUGGCUAAACGCACCAAGAAGGUCGGAAUCGUGGGUAAAUACGGGACCCGUUAUGGUGCCUCCCUCAGGAAAAUGGUGAAGAAGAUUGAAAUAAGCCAGCACGCCAAGUACACUUGCUCCUUCUGUGGCAAAACAAAGAUGAAAAGACGAGCUGUGGGGAUCUGGCAUUGUGGCUCCUGCAUGAAAACCGUCGCUGGUGGCGCUUGGACCUACAACACCACUUCUGCUGUCACAGUAAAGUCGGCUAUCAGAAGACUGAAGGAGGGGCGCCUGGAUGCAAUAGACCCAGACUCUUUCUGUUCAGAGGAUGACACAAAGUAUAGGAUUUCUUUGCCGCAGCACAUUCUCUAUCACAUUCCCAAUAGGAAUGCUUCUGAGGCCACGGUUAUUAUGUUUAUCUGCCAAACUGCUGGCUAA
This is a messenger RNA of Odobenus rosmarus divergens (Pacific walrus), 464 nucleotides long. Its product is annotated as 60S ribosomal protein L37a-like. The transcript has 2 exons. Gene Ontology annotation, cellular component: ribosome. The record is from RefSeq and is a predicted model, not a curated record. Bases 48 to 464 code for a protein of 138 amino acids. Gene Ontology annotation, biological process: translation. Lineage: Eukaryota; Metazoa; Chordata; Mammalia; Carnivora; Odobenidae. Gene Ontology annotation, molecular function: structural constituent of ribosome.